Molecule: messenger RNA, 1293 nt
Organism: Bombina bombina (fire-bellied toad)
Lineage: Eukaryota; Metazoa; Chordata; Amphibia; Anura; Bombinatoridae
Gene: GLP1R
Product: glucagon like peptide 1 receptor
Exons: 14
Coding region: 1-1293 (430 amino acids)
Biological process (GO): cell surface receptor signaling pathway; adenylate cyclase-activating G protein-coupled receptor signaling pathway
Cellular component (GO): plasma membrane
Molecular function (GO): peptide hormone binding; glucagon receptor activity
Source: RefSeq, a predicted model, not a curated record
AUGAAUUUCCAUGAUAUAAGUGCAACUGUUUCUGGUACAAUUCAAAAGUGGAAAGAAUAUCGCCAGCAGUGCCUAAAUUAUCUUCAUCAAACACCACCCACAGCAACUGAAGGCAGGUUUUGUAAUAGAACCUUUGAUGAUUAUGCCUGCUGGCCGGAUGGUGUUCCUGGGACCUAUGUGAAUGUAACCUGUCCAUGGUAUCUACCCUGGGCACACACAGUGACUCAAGGGAGAGUUUUUCGCUACUGCACUGCAGAGGGGUCUUGGCUGCUCAAGGAGAACUCGAGUGUUCCAUGGAGGAACCUUUCUGAGUGUGAUGACAAACUAAAGAAGGAACAGCCUGAAGAGCAGUUAUCAUCUCUUUUUAUCAUUUAUACAAUCGGAUAUUCACUCUCCUUCUCGGCUCUGAUUAUUGCAACUAUUAUUCUUGUACGAUUCAGGCACUUACACUGUACAAGAAAUUAUAUCCAUCUCAAUCUCUUCACAUCAUUCAUCCUGAGAGCUAUUUCCGUUUUUAUUAAGGAUUCUGUCCUGAGGUGGAUGUACAGCAUAGCUCUGCAGGAUCAUAAAUGGGAUGGACUCAUCUCCUAUCAGGAGUCACUAAGCUGCCGGCUGGUGUUUAUGAUGAUGCAAUACUGUGUGGCAGCAAAUUACUACUGGCUGUUGGUUGAGGGCAUCUACCUGCACACUUUACUGGUUCUCUCUGUUUUCUCUGAGCAACGGCUCUUUAGAAUGUAUCUCUGUAUUGGAUGGGGUGUUCCAAUGCUAUUUGUUAUCCCAUGGGGCAUUGUCAAGUACCUUUAUGAAGAUGAUGGAUGCUGGACCCGAAAUUAUAACAUGAAUUAUUGGCUUAUCAUAAGGCUGCCCAUUUUAAUUGCCAUCGGGGUGAACUUUAUGAUCUUUAUCAGAGUUAUAUGCAUCAUAAUCUCCAAGCUUCAAGCAAAUCUUAUGUGCAGAACAGACACCAAAUGUAGACUAGCCAAGUCCACUUUGACGCUGAUACCGCUGCUUGGAACACAUGAAAUUAUUUUCGCAUUUAUUACAGAUGAACAUGCUAAAGGAAUCCUGCGACACAUCAAACUCUUUUUUGAGCUGUCUUUCAGCUCGUUUCAGGGACUGAUGGUCGCUGUUCUUUACUGCUUUAUCAACAAUGAGGUACAGGCUGAGUUUCAGAAGAGGUGGGAACGUUGGAGGUUGGAACAUUUCUACAGCCAAAGAGAAUGCAGCAUGAAACCAAUUAAGUUUCCAGCCAACAGUUUAAGCAGCGGAGUCACAGUGGGCAGCAGUGUCUAA